Molecule: messenger RNA, 1070 nt
Organism: Saimiri boliviensis boliviensis (Bolivian squirrel monkey)
Lineage: Eukaryota; Metazoa; Chordata; Mammalia; Primates; Cebidae
Source: RefSeq, a predicted model, not a curated record
AUGGCAGUGCUGCCGGAAGCUGGUUCGCACUGUCGUAUGCUCAGCUGGGCAACGUUUGCGCUGCCAGACACGGAGCAGUCGUGGCUAGCGAUUGUGGUCGUAAAGUCGAAUGGUCUACUUGGAAGAGUAAUAGUAAUAAUCAGCGGGGCGAAGUUCCGCCCAUUUGACAUUCAACCCCCACGAGAGCGCACAGACAAACCUACUGGCGAGGAGGAGCCAAGACAGGGUCCCGGGCAUCUCCGCCCCGGGAAGGUGGGUAAUGCCCUCGUAGCUCUGGGCUCCAGGGCACGCCCUCGCAGCUUCCCCGGCGGGGCCCGGCGCCUCCCGGCCGAGGUGCGCCAGGUGGCGAGGGUGCCAGGCGCGGCGAAGUCGCGGCGGACUGAGUCAGUCGCCCAACUAUGCUGCGGAACCAGGACGGCCGGCUGGGCCGCCCCCGCCGUUGAGCUCCGGCUGCCCCCUCGUGGGUCGCCGGCUCCCCGCCCCCGCGGGCUGAGAGGAAGCUGCGGCCCGGGCGAGGCGCGCGAGCACCUGAGCGAGGCGCGGGCGCCGGCUCGGCGUUUCCGGAGCUGCGCGCGGGUCCGCGGCCCGCGCUCCUCACCUCCAGGUGCGGCGGCCGCGGAGCGCCGGCCCCACUCACAGCGCCGCCCGCAGCAGAGGCGGCCGCGGGCAGCCGGCGGGGACCGGGAAGGAGGAGGCCCGGCGCCUCGGGGAGAGAGGGGCGAGGACCGAGCGCCCAGGGCUGGGAGAGACGCCGGCGCGGGGCUUUCCAGCCCCGCCUCACCUCGCUUUUCGAACUCUGCGGCCGGCGCGUAGGCGAGGGCCCGGGGUCUCGGGAGGGCUGGACCAGGGUGGGAGGACCCUGUCUGUCGGGACUGGGGCUUUUCGCCACUUCACAGGGUAGAUUUUCAGAGCGCAAAGUGUUCCGCUCUGGUGUCCGCCCCUUGGAUUUCGCUCCCGCGUGUGGGCGUCUGAAAGGGAACCAGAAGCCGGCUUAAUCACGUAAAGCAGUCACUGUGAAGAAAAUAACAUUUUAAGAAAUUUUUCUGUCACCAUUGUCAAAGGAAAAGGCA